CAGAAACCUGGGAAAACCAAUGGAAAUGUUUUAAAGUACUUCUCUUUAAUCACUUUUGUAUCCAGCUUCCUUUGAUCUGUGGAACUUAUUAUUUUACAGAGUAUUUUAAUAUACCUUAUGAUUGGGAAAGAAUGCCAAGAUGGUAUAUGCUUUUGGCAAGAUGCUUUGGCUGUGCAGUGAUUGAGGAUACCUGGCACUAUUUCCUGCAUAGACUCUUGCAUCACAAAAGAAUAUAUAAAUAUAUUCAUAAAGUUCAUCAUGAGUUUCAGGCUCCAUUUGGAAUGGAAGCUGAAUAUGCACAUUCUUUGGAAACUCUGAUUCUUGGAACUGGAUUUUUCAUUGGAAUCAUGCUUUUAUGUGAUGAUGUCAUUCUCCUUUAUACAUGGGUGGCCAUUCGUUUGAUAGAAACUAUUGAUGUCCAUAGUGGCUAUGACAUUCCCCUGAACCCUUUAAAUCUGAUCCUUUUCUGUGCUGGUUCUCGGCAUCAUGAUUCCCACCACAUGAACUUCAUUGGAAACUAUGCUUCCACAUUUACAUGGUAG
Canis lupus familiaris (dog) is the source of this 542-nucleotide messenger RNA. Its product is annotated as methylsterol monooxygenase 1-like. Bases 132 to 542 code for a protein of 136 amino acids. The record is from RefSeq and is a predicted model, not a curated record. Gene Ontology annotation, molecular function: C-4 methylsterol oxidase activity; iron ion binding. Gene Ontology annotation, biological process: sterol biosynthetic process. The transcript has a single exon. Lineage: Eukaryota; Metazoa; Chordata; Mammalia; Carnivora; Canidae.